Gallus gallus (chicken) is the source of this 685-nucleotide messenger RNA. RefSeq names its product vesicle-associated membrane protein 3 (gene VAMP3). Bases 78 to 392 code for a protein of 104 amino acids. Gene Ontology annotation, cellular component: SNARE complex; plasma membrane. The transcript has 5 exons. The record is from RefSeq and is marked validated. Lineage: Eukaryota; Metazoa; Chordata; Aves; Galliformes; Phasianidae. Gene Ontology annotation, biological process: vesicle fusion; vesicle-mediated transport; SNARE complex assembly. Gene Ontology annotation, molecular function: SNAP receptor activity; syntaxin-1 binding.
CCGCGGGGUAGCUCGCACUUCCUGUCGGGUCCCUUCCGAACGCUUUGGGUGCGCAGCGGCUCCGUCCCCGCGGCAGGAUGUCAGCCAAUGUCCCUGGAAACACAAAUGUGCCUGCUGGCAGUAACCGUCGACUUCAGCAAACUCAACAUCAAGUAGAUGAGGUUGUUGACAUCAUGAGGGUGAAUGUGGACAAGGUGCUGGAAAGAGAUCAGAAGUUGUCGGAGUUGGAUGACCGUGCUGAUGCGCUGCAAGCGGGAGCUUCCCAGUUUGAGACCAGUGCAGCCAAGCUGAAAAGAAAGUAUUGGUGGAAGAACUGUAAGAUGUGGGCAAUAUUGAUAGCUGUUGUUGUCAUAAUCAUCAUCAUCAUUAUUGUUGUGAGCGUGUCCAAAUGAGUUACGGGAGGAACCCCUCACACCGAAGGUGCCUUUCCUCAGCCUUCCUGCUCCAAACCCGCUGCACUCUCAGCCCGUCUACUGCUGUUUAAAGCGAAACUCUUCUGAUGAUUGAAACGUUAACUUUACCUGGUUGCCUUAAGACACUCCUGUCAGUUACUAACAGCCACCGCCCGCCGCCCGUACAGUGCCUCGGUGAGCCGGAGCGCGGCGCCGGUGAGGAGGAUCGGAUCCUGGGGGCCGCGUUCGUCCUCAGUCCUCCUCACCCGCCCGCCGCGCCGCAGUGCCAUUGC